AUGGCAUCCCCCGACCCCUCCCCCGCCUCCGAACUCACCGCCUUCUUCCGCGCCCACCGCUACACCCCCGUCUCCAUCGAGUUCCACCCGCCCCACACCCCCCUCCUCACCUCCGGCCCCCACAUCGCCAUCCCCAAGACCCACCUCCUCGCCGCCUUCCCCCCUGCCUUCCACACCUUCAGCACGCUCCACCCCGCCACGCCCUGGAGCGCGUCCGACGCCCGCGCCCUCCUCGAUGCCACCCUGAUCCUGAUCCUCGUGGCCGCCGAACACACCACGGCCGUCAACACGCGGCGGCGCAUCUUGCAGCUGGGGUUGGGCGAGGAUGUGGUGACGCCGCGGGAGGAGAUGGCGCUGCUGCAGGGCGUGCUGACGAGCCAUCUCGCGAAGCAUAACAAGUCGCCGAGUCUGUGGGGGUAUCGGCGGUGGAUUGUGGAGCGCUGUGGGGUGGGGGUGCUGGGCGCGGGUGGGUUGGAGGGGGAGCUGGAGGUGGUGAGGAGGAGUGGGGAGGCGCAUCCGAGGAACUAUUAUGCUUGGAACUAUGCGCGGUUUAUCGUCGACAAGUUCUACGGCGGUGAUUAUGGGGGGGAUGCUGUUCCACCCCCGCCGCCGCUGCGGGAGUUGGUGGAGAGCCAUGCGGUACUGUGUAGGACGCAUGUGUCGGAUACUAGCUUCUGGUCCUUCCUGCUGUUCUUGUUCUGGAGAGCGCGGGAAUCGUCGUCGCCCAGUGAUGAUUGUGGAUAUAUAUUCAGCAUCACGAAGGACGCGGCAAUCUAUGCGCAUGAUAUGGCCAGAGGGCAUGAGAGCGUGUGGAUAUUUAUACGGACAGUCAUUGUUGACGAAAAGCUACAGCUGAAAGAAGCUGAAUGGCAAGAGUUGAUCGAGAUGGUGGAAGGCUGGGUACAAGAGGCAGAGACUGCCAGUAAUGUAGAUGAAGAGCUGGUACUUGAGAAGAAGGCCCUGCGGUGGAUAUCGAGAAGAUCCGUUACCUCAGAGACUCCACUGGCAGCAGAGACGUAA
Molecule: messenger RNA, 1020 nt
Organism: Morchella sextelata
Lineage: Eukaryota; Fungi; Ascomycota; Pezizomycetes; Pezizales; Morchellaceae
Exons: 2
Coding region: 1-1020 (339 amino acids)
Biological process (GO): protein prenylation
Cellular component (GO): cytoplasm
Molecular function (GO): protein prenyltransferase activity
Source: RefSeq, a predicted model, not a curated record